Messenger RNA from Hibiscus syriacus, 2019 nucleotides. Its product is annotated as transcription termination factor MTERF15, mitochondrial-like. The transcript is spliced from 3 exons. Gene Ontology annotation, molecular function: double-stranded DNA binding. The record is from RefSeq and is a predicted model, not a curated record. Gene Ontology annotation, biological process: regulation of DNA-templated transcription. NCBI's taxonomy places the organism in Eukaryota, Viridiplantae, Streptophyta, Magnoliopsida, Malvales, Malvaceae. The coding region runs from base 23 to 1339 and encodes 438 amino acids.
ACUUCGUAGGACAAAAUAAGCCAUGGCUAUCAGUUCCGUAACCAAAGCAAAAAUUUUCUGCCGAUUAUCGUCGACCCAAUUCAUUUCCACAGUUCCCCACAAAAUUUCCCAAUUCAGGAACAAGAUUUGUCUUGCAAAUCUCCUUCAAAGGUAUGGGCUUUCACCCUCUCAACUCCACACUUUUCUUGCAAAAAAACAUUUUUUACUCGAUCACUAUAAUGUUCACGAUAUCCAGAACUCUCUAAACAUUCUUUUAUCAUUUAAAAUCCCUCAGACUUCCUUUAUUUCUUUGUUAUUCGAUUGUCCAGCUGUUCUGGAUUUUAACUUUUUGAAAAAAUGGCAAAUUGGGAUUUCUAAAUUCGGGGACUCGGGUAUUUCUCCAGUGGCGAUCUGCAGUGUUUUGGCUCUUUCUAAGCGGUUUCAGAUAGACCCAGAUUUGUUUUUGAACCGUGUUAGUCUUUUGAAAGAUUUAGGGUUUAAUGGAGGGGUUUUGACUAGGGUGUUUGAAAGGUUUCCUAGGAUAAUCAUGAUGAAUGAAGAUGAAAUUUGUGAAAAGAUUGGGUUUUUGGAAGGAACUGGGAUUUCAAGAUACGGGAUUGAAAGGGUUUUUCAUUAUUUUCCUGAAGUUUUAGGAUUUGAUGUUGAAAAUAGGUUGAAGCCAUUGCUUGGUGAGUUUUUGGAAUUGGGCUUUAGUGAAGAUGAAAUUAGGGAUGAGAUUACAAUGGAUCCAAGAGUUUUGGGCAUGGAAUUAGGGGAAAUGUCGAGGUGUUUAGGGUUGUUGAAAACAUUGAAAUGCCGAGUUCCUAUUAAAGACAAGAUUUUUAGUGAAGGCGAAUUCAGAGCUGGGUUUGAAGUGAAGCUUAGGAUUGAUUGCUUGUGCAAACAGGGGUUGAUUCAUAGAGAAGCAUUUAAGAUCCUAUGGAAGGAGCCAAGAUUGAUUUUAUAUGAAAUAGAAGAGAUUGAGAAGAAAAUCGAGUUCUUGGUGCAUAGGAUGAAAUAUGGAGUUGGUAGUUUAGUUGAAGUUCCAGAAUAUUUGGGUGCCAAUUUUGAAAAACAGAUCAUUCCUAGAUACAAUGUUGUUGAGUAUCUGAGAUCAAAAGGUGCUCUGGAAUUUGAUGUGGGGUUGAAGAGUUUGAUAAAGCCAAGUAGGCUUAGAUUCUAUAAUUUGUAUGUCAAACCAUAUCCGGAAUGUGAGAAGAUGUUUGGGAGGUUUGCUGAAGGCACUGGUCUUAAACGAAGGCAUCCAGUCGGGAUGUGGAAGCUUUUUAAACCACAGAAACAUACAGAAACAAAAGAAGAUGUGAACAACAUGAAAUCUUUUAUGGAACCACUAGUUUAGCUCACAAAGCCAAUUAUCCACAAUUUGUCCGUAAUCCAACCGGUUCCAGGACUUCUCACCUGUAUUGCCCUACAAAUCAGAUUUUCGUCUUCACUCCUUGCACGCGCUUCCAUCAAAAUUAUGGUCUUCUAAGCCGCCCUCUGCCCCAUAUAACUCGAUCAGUAUCUGUGAUGCACAACGGACUCUCAGUUGCCUUAAAUCUCAAUUGGGACUAACUGAAAAAGUGGGUAAAUGAUUCGAGGAAUGUGAGUUGCGUAUGGUCUCAGAUGGAAUAUAUGUAUAUAUCAGUAACCUGCAAAACUGGAUCAGUUUUUAGUGAUCCUUAAAAUUACAAGCACUGUUUCAAAUUCCAGGAAUCCAGUUGAAUGCAAUGAAUUUAGAAAAUAAUGGCAAGAAAAGACGAGGCCGAAAACAAUGACAAUGACAAAGACAAUUAUCAUUGCAGCAAUAACAUGAGCAACAGAUGCUGUCACACUCACUACAACAAUCACAAUAUGAGUCUCUUUUAUGUAGGUAAGCAACAGUAUCCAAAAAGUCAUUUGCAAAGCACAAUGGGUAAAUCUGAUCCUAUGAGACGGGAUGAAAUGGGAAAAAAAAUCUUAUGCUCAACUGCCUUGUCAAAAAGUCUAGAGACUACUUUCAUACUUGGGACAAAUAUGUAAAGAGUAAAGGUGCUUAUC